Sphaeroforma arctica JP610 is the source of this 323-nucleotide messenger RNA. RefSeq lists its product as hypothetical. Gene Ontology annotation, molecular function: methyltransferase activity. The annotation marks the transcript as partial. Lineage: Eukaryota; Ichthyosporea; Ichthyophonida. The transcript has 3 exons. The record is from RefSeq and is a predicted model, not a curated record.
AUGGAUGCAUCCCAGCCAGUGCUGUUUAUUGCUGAGGUUGUGCUAGUGUACAUGUCACCAGACGCCAGAACGAAGCUGAUCCGUUGGAUAUCCGAUACUUACCCAAGAUCGUGUUUGGCACUCUAUGAGCCGGUGCUGGGUGACGAUCGGUUUUCAGUGAUCAUGCGGCAGAAUUUGAAUGCACGGCAAAGUCCUUUAAUAGGUGCACUGUGCGAUCAGAGUGCUUUAGUUGAGACCUUCCGAGAGACGGGUUGGUCAGUGGAGUCGUGUUGUGACAUGCUGUGUGAAUACGACCACAACACGGAUAUGGAAGAGGGGAGGAG